UCUCUCUCUUAUAUUCCCUAAAUUUCCCAUUAAUUACCCUUCCACGUCUCUUAUAUUCCCUCAAAAUUUCAUUCAUCAUCAAAAUAAUAAUCACUCUUCACGCCGAACAACUAACACAUACACACAAACAAUGGCGCGAGGCUCUUCUUCCCAGUCAACUUCCUCCUCCACAACCCGUCCUGGUACCACCGCCGCACCACGUGGCUCAGCCGCCGCUACAGCCGGCAUGCGCCGCCGCAGACUCAGCGGCUCCUCCUCCAACACAGGCGGCGGCGUAGUCGGCUCCGGCAACGCUAGCAACAUGCUGCGAUUCUACACCGAUGAUUCGCCCGGUCUUAAAAUCAGCCCGACUGUCGUGCUUGUUAUGAGUCUCUGCUUUAUCGGAUUCGUUACUGCUCUACAUGUGUUGGGAAAAUUCUACCGUUAUCGAUCCGGAGCCUGAUUUUUGGGUUCCGAUCUUUUAUUUCGGAUCAUGCCACGUCAUACAGGAUAAUUUAGUUUUUUUUUUUUUUGGGUUCUUAAUUCAGUUUUUGUUUUACCAUGCAACAGUAAAGUUGUCUCUAGCGUGUUCGAGCUGUAGAACCAGCCACUAAUACUUGCACGCGGCACAUCUCUUUUGUGGACCCUGUUAACGCGGAAUAUUUUUUUUUUUUAAAUCUUUUGAUGGUUCUGUUUUUUGUUUC
Messenger RNA from Lycium barbarum (goji berry), 683 nucleotides. Its product is annotated as protein transport protein Sec61 subunit beta. The transcript has a single exon. Gene Ontology annotation, biological process: intracellular protein transport. The record is from RefSeq and is a predicted model, not a curated record. The coding region runs from base 131 to 442 and encodes 103 amino acids. Lineage: Eukaryota; Viridiplantae; Streptophyta; Magnoliopsida; Solanales; Solanaceae. Gene Ontology annotation, cellular component: Sec61 translocon complex.